GCGGUGGCGCGCUCGGGGCGCGGGGUGCGGCGGCAGGGAGCGAACGGGCGGUGUGGGCUGGGGGUGCGUCCACGUGGCCCGCAGGCGGGCGCCCAGAACCAGCGGAGGCGCAGGGACAGGCCUGUCCCCAGGUGCAGCUGCCAGCCAUGCCUGCUGUCUGCCUCCUCCAGCUGCUCCUCCUCGCUGUGGGCGGGGCCCUGGGCAACAGCAGGCCCUUCCGUGCCUUCAUGGUGACAGACACCACGCUCACACACCUGGCUGUGCACCGGGUAACUGGAGAGGUGUUCGUGGGUGCAGUGAACCGAAUCUUCAAGCUGGCCCCCAACCUGACUGAGCUGCGGGUCCACGUCACAGGGCCUGUCGAGGAUAAUUCUCGCUGCUACCCACCUCCUAGCAUGCGUGCAUGUGCCCACCACCUGGCACCUGUGGAUAAUGUGAACAAGCUGCUGCUCAUAGACUAUGCAGCCCACCGCCUGGUCGCCUGUGGCAGCACGUGGCAGGGCAUCUGCCAGUUCCUGCGUCUGGAUGACCUCUUCAAGCUGGGUGAGCCGCACCACCGGAAGGAGCACUACCUGUCAGGGGCCCAGGAGCCUGACUCCAUGGCUGGUGUCAUUGUGGAGCAGAGCCAGGGGCCCAGCAAGCUGUUUGUGGGCACCGCUGUUGAUGGCAAAUCGGAGUACUUCCCCACCCUGAGCUCCCGCAAGCUGAUCAGUGAUGAAGACAGCGUGGACAUGUUUAGCUUGGUGUACCAGGAUGAGUUUGUUUCUUCUCAGAUCAAGAUCCCCUCAGACACACUGUCCUUGUACCCUGCCUUUGACAUCUAUUACAUCUAUGGCUUUGUGAGUGCCUCCUUCGUUUAUUUCCUGACGUUGCAGCUGGACACCCAGCAGACACUGCUGGACACAGCAGGCGAAAAAUUCUUCACCUCCAAAAUCGUGCGCAUGUGCGCACGGGACUCAGAGUUCUAUUCCUAUGUGGAGUUCCCCAUUGGCUGCUCCUGGCGUGGUGUGGAGUACCGCCUGGUGCAGAGUGCCCACCUAGCCAAGCCCGGCCUGUUGCUGGCCCAGGCCCUGGGCGUGCCAGCUGACGAAGACAUCCUCUUCACCAUCUUCUCUCAAGGGCAGAAGAACCGAGCCAGCCCCCCCAGGCAGACUGUCCUCUGCCUCUUUACCCUCAGUAACAUCAAUGCCCACAUCCGGCAUCGCAUCCAGUCCUGCUACAGGGGAGAGGGCACGCUGGCCCUGCCUUGGCUGCUAAACAAGGAGCUGCCCUGCAUCAACACCCCCAUGCAGAUCAAUGGAAACUUCUGUGGCCUGGUGUUGAACCAGCCCCUGGGUGGCCUGCAGGUGAUCGAAGGGCUGCCCCUGCUGGACGACAACACUGAUGGCAUGGCCAGUGUGGCCGCCUACACCUACCACCAGCACUCUGUGGUCUUCAUAGGCACGCGCAGUGGCAGUCUGAAAAAGGUGCGGGUUGAUGGCUCUCAGGAUGCCCAUCUUUACGAGACAGUCCCUGUAGUGGAUGGCAGCCCCAUACUCCGAGACCUGCUUUUCAGCCCUGACCACCGGCACAUCUACCUCCUGAGUGAGAAGCAGGUGAGCCAGCUCCCCGUGGAGACCUGUGAGCAGUAUCUGAGCUGUGCAGCCUGCCUGGGAUCAGGGGACCCACACUGUGGCUGGUGUGUGCUGCAGCAUAGGUGCUGCCGUGAAGGAGCCUGUCCUGGUGCUUCUGCCCCACACAGCUUUGUGGAAGAGCUGAGCAAGUGUGUCCAGGUGCAGGUCCGGCCCAACAAUAUGUCAGUGACAUCGCCUGGGGUACAGCUGACUGUGGCCGUGCACAACGUGCCAGACCUCAGCGCGGGUGUGAGUUGUGCCUUUGAGGAGGUGAUGGAGAGUGAGGCCGUCCUGCUGCCCUCUGGCGAGUUGCACUGCCUUUCACCAUCUCUGCAGGAGCUGCAGGCUCUUACCAGGGGUCAUGGGGCCACCCGCACCGUGCAGCUGCAGCUGCUCUCUAAGGAGACAGGCGUGAGGUUUGCUGGGGCUGACUUUGUCUUCUACAACUGCAGUGUCCUCCAGUCCUUUGAAUCCCCUGAGCUGUGUCCUGGAGGAAGGGCAGUCUGGCCUCCAUUAUUUCUGAAGCUGUCCCACCCUCCUAGGUGCAUGUCGUGUGUUGGCAGCCCUUACCCCUGCCACUGGUGUAAGUACCGCCAUGUGUGUACCAGCCACCCCCACGAAUGCUCCUUCCAGGAGGGCAGGGUCCACAGCCCUGAGGGCUGCCCUGAGAUCCUGCCCAGUGGGGACCUUCUGAUCCCUGUUGGCGUCAUGCAACCUCUCACCCUGCGGGCUAAGAACCUGCCUCAGCCGCAAUCGGGCCAGAAGAACUAUGAGUGCGUGGUGCGGGUGCGGGGCCGGCAGCAGCGGGUGCCUGCCGUGCGCUUCAACAGCAGCAGCAUACAGUGCCAGAACGCCUCGUACUCCUAUGAAGGCGAUGAGUAUGGUGACACUGAGCUGGACUUCUCUGUGGUCUGGGAUGGAGACUUCCCCAUUGACAAGCCUCCCACUUUUCGAGCCCUCCUGUACAAGUGUUGGGCUCAGCGGCCCAACUGUGGCCUCUGCCUCAAGGCCGACCCCCGCUUCAGCUGUGGCUGGUGCAUCUCAGAGCACAGGUGCCAGCUGCAGGCCCACUGCCCUGCCCCCAAGACCAACUGGAUACACCCCAGCCAGAAAGGUGCCCGGUGCAGCCACCCCCGCAUCAGCCAGAUCCACCCUCUCAUGGGGCCCAAGGAGGGAGGAACCCAGGUCACCAUUCUGGGAGAGAACCUGGGUCUUGCCUCCCGAGAGCUAGGCCUGCGGGUGGCUGGCGUGCGUUGCAAUUCUAUCCCAGCUGAGUACGUCAGUGCUGAGAGGAUUGUGUGUGAGAUGGAGGAGUCAUUGGUGCCCAGCCCACUACCGGGGCCUGUGGAGCUCUGCAUAGGCGACUGUUCUGCCGACUUCCGCACGCAGUCAGAGCAGCUCUACAGCUUCGUGAGCCCAAUGUUUGACCGUGUGAGUCCCAGUCGGGGCCCAGCUUCAGGGGGCUCGCGGCUUACCAUUUUUGGCAGCUCCCUGGAUGCCGGCAGCAGGGUCACAGUGACUAUGAGAGAUGGCGAGUGCCAGUUUGUGAGGAGGGAUGCUGAGGCGAUUGUGUGUAUCACGCCUGUCUCCACUCUGGGCCCCAGCCAGGCCCCCAUCACCCUUGCCAUUGACCGUGCCAAUGUGUCUAGCCCUGGAGUCAUCUAUACUUACACUCAAGACCCCACAGUCACACACCUGGAACCCACCUGGAGCAUCAUCAAUGGAAGCACUGCCAUCACUGUGAGUGGGACCCACCUUCUGACAGUUCAGGAGCCCCGAGUCCGGGCCAAGUACCGUGGCAUCGAGACCACUAAUACGUGCCAGGUGAUCAAUGAUACUGCCAUGCUGUGUAAGGCCCCCGGGAUCUUCCUGGGGCGGCCCCAACCACGGGUCCAAGGCGAGCACCCUGAUGAGUUUGGCUUCGUGCUGGACCAUGUGCAGACAGCGCGUUCCCUCAACCGCUCCUCUUUCACCUACUACCCUGACCCCAGCUUUGAGCCACUUGGCCCCUCCGGCGUGCUGGACGUCAAACCUGGCUCUCACGUGGUGCUGAAGGGCAAGAACCUGAUCCCCGCAGCAGCUGGCAGCUCCCGCCUCAACUACACAGUGCUGAUUGGGGGCCAGCCAUGUGCACUCACUGUUUCAGACACGCAGCUCCUGUGUGACUCACCCAGCCAAACUGGCCGGCAGCCUGUCAUGGUGCUGGUAGGUGGCCUGGAGUUCUGGCUAGGCACUCUGCACAUCACAGCUGAGCGGGCACUGACCCUGCCAGCCAUGGUAGGGCUGGCGGCAGGGGGUGGGCUCCUGCUGCUGGCCAUUACCGCCAUGCUGGUUGCCUACAAGCGCAAGACUCAGGAUGCAGAUCGCACACUCAAGCGGCUCCAGCUGCAGAUGGACAACCUGGAGUCCCGAGUGGCCCUGGAAUGCAAGGAAGCCUUCGCAGAGCUGCAGACUGACAUCAAUGAACUAACAAACCACAUGGAUGGGGUGCAGAUCCCUUUCCUGGACUACCGGACCUAUGCUGUGCGCGUGCUCUUCCCUGGCAUUGAGGCCCACCCAGUGCUCAAGGAGCUGGAUACCCCCCCCAACGUCGAGAAGGCCCUGCGCCUCUUUGGGCAGCUGCUGCACAGCCGUGCCUUUGUGCUCACCUUCAUCCACACGCUGGAGGCCCAGAGUAGCUUCUCCAUGCGUGACCGUGGCACUGUGGCCUCACUCACCAUGGUGGCCCUACAGAGCCGGCUUGACUAUGCCACGGGGCUGCUCAAGCAACUGCUGGCAGACCUUAUAGAGAAAAACCUUGAGAGCAAGAACCACCCAAAGUUGCUCUUGCGCAGGACAGAGUCAGUGGCUGAGAAGAUGCUUACCAACUGGUUCACAUUCCUGCUGCAUAAGUUUCUGAAGGAGUGUGCAGGGGAGCCGCUCUUCCUCUUAUACUGUGCCAUCAAGCAGCAGAUGGAGAAGGGCCCCAUUGAUGCCAUCACAGGCGAGGCGCGCUACUCCCUGAGUGAGGACAAGCUUAUCCGGCAGCAGAUUGACUACAAGACGCUGACCCUAUACUGUGUGUGCCCAGAGAGCGAGGGCAGUGCUCAGGUCCCGGUGAAAGUUCUCAACUGUGACAGCAUUACCCAGGCCAAAGAUAAGCUGCUGGAUACUGUGUACAAGGGCAUCCCAUACUCCCAGCGCCCCAAAGCUGAGGAUAUGGAUCUGGAAUGGCGCCAGGGUCGCAUGGCCCGCAUCAUCCUCCAGGAUGAGGAUGUCACUACCAAGAUUGAGUGUGACUGGAAGAGGGUCAACUCACUGGCCCACUACCAGGUGACCGACGGUUCUUUGGUGGCACUGGUGCCCAAACAAGUGUCUGCCUAUAACAUGGCCAACUCUUUCACCUUCACCCGCUCCCUCAGCCGCUAUGAGAGCUUGCUCCGCACAGCUAGCAGCCCUGAUAGCCUCCGCUCACGGGCGCCCAUGAUCACACCUGAUCAGGAGACGGGCACCAAGCUGUGGCACCUGGUGAAGAACCAUGACCAUGCUGACCACCGAGAAGGGGACCGUGGCAGUAAGAUGGUCUCAGAGAUCUACCUGACGCGACUACUGGCCACCAAGGGUACAUUGCAGAAGUUCGUGGAUGACCUCUUUGAGACUGUGUUCAGCACAGCCCACCGGGGCUCAGCUCUGCCCCUGGCCAUCAAGUACAUGUUCGACUUCCUGGAUGAACAGGCUGACCAGCGCCAGAUCAGUGACCCUGACGUGCGUCACACCUGGAAGAGCAACUGCUUGCCCUUGCGCUUCUGGGUGAACGUGAUCAAGAACCCGCAGUUCGUGUUCGACAUCCACAAGAACAGCAUCACAGAUGCCUGCUUGUCGGUGGUGGCCCAGACCUUCAUGGACUCCUGCUCCACAUCUGAGCACCGCCUGGGCAAGGACUCACCCUCCAACAAGCUGCUCUAUGCCAAGGAUAUCCCCAACUACAAGAGCUGGGUGGAGAGGUACUACCGAGACAUUGCAAAGAUGGCAUUGAUCAGUGACCAGGACAUGGAUGCCUACUUGGUGGAGCAGUCCCGCCUCCAUUCCAGUGAAUUCAAUGUCCUAAGCGCACUCAGUGAGCUCUAUUUCUAUGUCACCAAGUACCGCCAGGAGGUGCGUGCUGCCCUGCAGACCCCCAAUCGCUUGGCCCUGAGGGUGCAGGCAAUGACAAACUGUAGGGGACAGAGGGGACAUGGAUUGUUCAGUCCUUCCCUGUACAGGCUCCAGAGCCAGCAUGGGUGACACUCUCUGUAGAACCUGAGAUUUGAGGAAUUCAGGAGACAUUAAGGGACCUGAGCACUGGCAGGGAUGGGCUGAGGUACAUGGGCCUGGGCCAGAAAGUGUGGAGGUGCAGCCACUUUUAGGGCCUGUAAGAUUUGUGAUUGGAGGUCUGGGUAGGAGACAGAGGCAAGGACUUCAGAAUGGAUUCUCGGCUAGAAAUACACAGCUGUGAGCCAGCAGAUGGCACUGAAAGUCUGAGCCUGGUGAGCUCACACAGGAAAACAGGAGGCGUGGAGGGAGAGGGACCCCCAAUUGGAAGUCAGAGGGAAGAGAAGGAGCUAGCAGAGGGCUAAGAGGGAACCUGAAUGCCUGGGGACAUCCUACAAGGAUCAAGGAGUAGGGCGUGAUUGGCUCCAUUAGGUGCUGCUGCUGGGCAAGGACAAUGGAUGCUGGCUGGGUCUGGCAGAGUCACAGACACUGGACAAGGGAGUUGUGGGUGGAAGGGGUCACUCCCUGAGUCUAGACUAUUCUUGGGAGGGGCCACACUCUAGCUGUAGAGGGGAAGAAGAGAAUGUUCUGUGGUUGGAGGGAGACCUGAAGUUAAGGAGAAGCUGGUGGGCUCAGUGUCCAUAGCUCAGUGGUUAGGGUGCCGGCCUCAUGCACCAAGGCUGGUGGGUUUUAGCUUGGCCCAGGCCUGCUAAACAACAAUGAUAACAACAACAACAACAACAAAAUAGCUGGGCGCUGUGGUGGGAGUCUGUAGACCCAGCUACUUGGGAGGCUGAGGCAAGAGAAUCGCUUACGCCCAAGAGUUUGAGGUUGCUGUGAGCUGUGACACCAUGGGACUCUACCGAGGGUGACAUAGUGAGACUGUCUAAAAAAAGGAGAAGCCUGUGAGUUUGUUUAGAGGUUUACAGAGCUUGAGCUGUGCAUAGGGUCUCAGGGAGAAGAGAGGAUCCCAGCUGGGAAGUGGGUGCUUUGUACAGGAGGAGCUGGCCCCUCCCUGAGAGUCCAGCUCCAGGGGAUCCUUCUCCCCCAGAUUCUUACUGCUCUGGACCAAGAUGUCUCUUGUCGGAAGCAUAAGUUGCGCCAGAAGCUGGAGCAGAUCAUCAGCCUCAUGUCCAGCAACAGCUAAAGGUGGUAGCAUUGGUGAGGAGGGGGUUUCUCAGUCCUCAGCCAUCCUCCUGGCAAAGGGAGCUGCUGGCUCAAGCCUGGGCCGCUGGGCUUAGCGCUGGAUUGGGUGUUGUGUGGGAGGUUUCUAGGACAAGACGCCCCAGCACACCCAGGCCCCCUUCAUUAGUGCCUUGCUUUGGGCCCUGCGAGGGGAGGGGGUGACAGGACCAAACCCUCACCCUGGCGGCAGCAAUACCCCACCUUGUGCCCACAUAUUGGAAUACCCUGCCCUCCUGCUAUUUAUGCCCCAAAUACCUAUUUAUUGAACUCCUUGUUAGUCUCCAUCUGUAAGUGUCCCUCAUGGGAUGCUGCCAGUCUCACUGUCCUUCCUCUCCUGAGUUCCAGGCCCCGCCACCUGCUCUGGCUCCUUUGUAAUAUUACCAGCCUUGGCCCAGCCCCUGGCAUCUCACCCUUGCCUUGCUGGCCCUACCUGUCCUGAGACACCAGCAGUACUUGGGUCAGGGCUGAUGCAUCCAAAGUUAUCUUCACAGUGGCUGUGCCAGGCUGGGCCACAGUGUCCUCUCAAAUAUCUCGGGGGUCCAACUCUACAUUCUCAUUGGUCCCUGUUUUCCCUGAGCACCUGGAAUGCUCUGUGUAAUCAGGCUUGUGCUGGGCCUGACUCAGGGCUGGGGGUUCCAGACACUCCUCUUCCCUGCCCUACUGCCAAACUUCCUGUGUUGUCUGCACUUGCCCUAGACCCCUGGUCCUCAGCUGCCCCAUCUUGCAUCCUCCCCAAGGGGCCGAGGCAGCAGUGCCUUACUGCUCCCUGUCUUCUGCCUCCCCUGAGGAAUCUGGCCCCGUCUCACAAUCCCAGACCCCAAUUCUGUCUUUAGUUGCAUGAAUUUUUGUCUCCAUGGUAUGUGUUUUCCUAAUUAAAUGUUGGGAAAAUGGA
This is a messenger RNA of Nycticebus coucang (slow loris), 7920 nucleotides long. It is a transcript of the gene PLXNA3, whose product is annotated as plexin A3. Gene Ontology annotation, biological process: regulation of GTPase activity; regulation of cell shape; negative regulation of cell adhesion. Gene Ontology annotation, molecular function: protein binding; semaphorin receptor activity. Gene Ontology annotation, cellular component: semaphorin receptor complex. The coding region runs from base 147 to 5876 and encodes 1909 amino acids. NCBI's taxonomy places the organism in Eukaryota, Metazoa, Chordata, Mammalia, Primates, Lorisidae. The transcript is spliced from 32 exons. The record is from RefSeq and is a predicted model, not a curated record.